Messenger RNA from Ilyonectria robusta, 1224 nucleotides. RefSeq lists its product as uncharacterized. The transcript is spliced from 2 exons. The record is from RefSeq and is a predicted model, not a curated record. NCBI's taxonomy places the organism in Eukaryota, Fungi, Ascomycota, Sordariomycetes, Hypocreales, Nectriaceae. Bases 1 to 1224 code for a protein of 407 amino acids.
AUGCCACGGAACCGCCUCCAGAAGAAAGACUUUACCAUCCACAAGGACGCUGUCAACGCAGCUGCAUCAAGGAAUUCCGAACUACAUGGUACCACUGAGAAAACGUUGACACCCGCCUCGAAAGGCUUCAUCAACAGCAUGAAGAGCCGCGCACCUGCCUCCUACAAGCCGGGCCUCGCAAGGUCCAGCACCAUUCGAAGCGUCCCGAGCUUCGAGGGCUCCGAGUCCAGCCCUGACAGCAAGCACAGCGCUUUUUCCAGCAGCGUCAACAGCAACACGAGCGGCAUGUCCGCCGCGGAUGGAAGCCCACACAACAGAACCCCCCCAACUGUCAGGUUAAAACACGACAUGAAUACCGACACCCCCACACGAUGGAACUCGAACGCCGCGAGGGUAGUAGAGCCUACCCCCGACCCGGACACCUCCAUGGCGUCGGAAGGCGGAGAACAGGGGGACGGUCAAUGGGACUCAACAAUUGGCAAGGCUGGGUUGGGAAAGACCGGACGCGUCAUCAACAAGCUCGUGAGCGAUAAUGAAGCCCUCAAACGAGACAUCAAGAUCGAACGGCUACGCGCAGAGGAGUCGAAACAGGCCGCCAAGCUCGUCGAGGACAAAAUGGACCGUACCAUCAGCGACUACGAAAGCCGACUGUUGGAGGCCAAUGUUACAAAGACGUUGCUAGCUAGGAAGGAACGGCAAGUCGAGACGCUGACGGCAAAUGUCGAAGCGGAAAAGAAGAAGACCACCUUCGCCCUAGAGCGGGAGAGGGGUUGGAAGGAAGAGAUGGAUAAGAUGAAGAGUGAAACAACAGUUCAAGUUGAAGAGGCAACGACAUAUGCACAGAUGAUGGAGGGCCGUUACAACGCCAUUUCUUCACACUGGCGCGACCAAGGUGACGAGGUCAAGCGGGCGACGUCCAAGAUGAAGAUCCAGAUCAACGAGCUGGCCGAGGAACGAAGAAAGGACGACGACAAGAUCCAGACCCUACGAGAACUGUGCGACCAGCAGAACGACAAUAUCAAGCAGUUGAAGCAUGAAAAGGACGAGAUUGCCCGCCUGUUUGAAGAAUACAAGAAGGCCCAGGAGGAAGGUCUCAAGGACAUCAAGACCAACGCGAAGAGGAGGGAGGAUGAGCAAGAACAGAUCUUGCAGGAGUCAAGAGAGGCUCUCGCCAAGCUGAAGUGGGCGCUGAAUGUCAAGAAGAACGUCAAGGGGGCAAAAUGA